AUGGCCAUUCGUUUGCCCUCAAUAAUGCAUGCCAAGCAUAUCCUCUGCCGCUCACUUUUAAGCGGAAAAAGAGUGUCUGCUAACAUACCAAAAGGGUAUUUUGCGGUAUAUGUUGGAGAAGAGAAAAAGAAGAGAUUUGUGGUUCCUAUAUCUUACUUGCAUGAACCUGCUUUUCAGCAAUUGCUUAGCAAAGUUGAGGAAGAAUUUGGAUAUAAUCACCCAAUGGGUGGUCUCACUAUUCCUUGCAGAGAAGACAUCUUUUUCAGUGUCACUUCUCAAUUGGAAAUUUAGAACCAUAACAGCAAACAAGCAGGUUCAUCUGCCAGAAGCAUGCAAUAACAAAUGCAAAACCACUUAAACUAAGUGACAGUCCAUAGCAGAUCACAACAGCUUGAAAGCACGAGUAAUCAAUACC
Gastrolobium bilobum is the source of this 415-nucleotide messenger RNA. Its product is annotated as auxin-responsive protein SAUR21-like. Gene Ontology annotation, biological process: response to auxin. The coding region runs from base 1 to 291 and encodes 96 amino acids. The transcript has a single exon. The record is from RefSeq and is a predicted model, not a curated record. Lineage: Eukaryota; Viridiplantae; Streptophyta; Magnoliopsida; Fabales; Fabaceae.